Cyphellophora europaea CBS 101466 is the source of this 828-nucleotide messenger RNA. RefSeq lists its product as uncharacterized. Bases 1 to 828 code for a protein of 275 amino acids. The record is from RefSeq and is a predicted model, not a curated record. The transcript has a single exon. Lineage: Eukaryota; Fungi; Ascomycota; Eurotiomycetes; Chaetothyriales; Cyphellophoraceae.
AUGCAGGCGGACGUGGCUUCACCAUCACCGGAGCUGAUGCGCUACGUCAAAGCUCUCGACGAUCGGGUGUCCAACUACGCCCGGUUCUUCAACGCUCUCCUGGUCAAGUCGCCCGACCACAACCUCUUCUUUCAGGAUCUGCGCGCAUUCCGUGAGCAGGAGCACAUCAUUGUACUUCUCACUGCGCCAGAUGUUGACAGUGCCAAUCUAAAGGACAUCUACAAGGAAUGCACACGUCACUUCCUCGCUUCCCGUUUCGCCCAUCCUUGGUGUCGCAACGAGUACGGCAAGACCAAAGAUGGCUUCUUGCAGACCGCCAAGGGGAAGCAGCGACGGGUGCAGGCGAAGUUGAAGGAGGAGGAGGGCUUACACAAGCUGCUCGUCCCUAUCUGGAUUCCGUUCAGAAGGCGGAUGAUACCGACUGAAGGGGAAAUGAAGCUGUUUUUGGAGCAUGAAAAACUAGAACAAGCACGAAUGGUCGAAGAAUCUUGGCGCAAAAGGGAGGAAGAUGAAGCGUUGAAGAGGCUUGCUGAUGAGGUGGACAUGGAAAGUGCCGACAAGGAGAACACUGACAAGGAGAAACUUGACAAGGAGCAGCACGAUACCAAGCCGGUGUUUCGACUCAAGUCUCCCAUCAGGAAGUCGUCUGGAUCAACCUAUUUCGACGCUGAAGCCUUCGUUGCCGAAGACGACAGUAUGGUCGGCACACAGCAACGAAGCGAUGGUUCCGCGGAGGCGGCAAGCCUGUUCGUCGGCAUGGCAGCUUCCAGUCUCCUCGCCAGCAACAAGCGGGUCCGAAAAUACUUGCUGAAGAGGGCCAAGAAGUGA